CUAUACUAUAAACCAACAAGUUUCAAUUUAAUUUUUCUUGUAGCUUUGUGUUGUGUGUUCUAUCUGACUCAUUUUCCGUCCACACACAUAUUAUAUGUGACUCUUGUGUCUUUAUAUGCCUUGUUGCUUCUCAUUCACUUCGACCUUUGUCUUUGUUGUAUUCAUUCAAAGAGUACUAUCGCAUUACUUCUCCACCAAUUGACUACAAAACCCUUUUCCUCUGUUCUUGUCUCUCUGUCUUCUUUUGCUUUGUCUUCUUCUUACUCUCAAAAUAUACUAUCAUGUCUCAUCAACAUCAACUUUUCCUUUUCCUCUUCCAUUCCUAUUUUGGCCUUCUCAUCUCUCUCCCUUUUCUUGGAAUAUUAUGUUCUUUCUAAGUUCAAGAAACUCAAUUGGAGAUACCCUUUUAUUUGUUUUGUUAUUUUGUUUCAAUUUUCUUUAAAGGUAUGGAAGGUUGCUGCAAUCUUGAAGUGGAUGUAAAUGGAGAAGAGACAUUCAUGGUGGAUAAGACUAUUGUUACUCAAUAUUCAAGCAAAUUGGCUAAAAUAUUUGGAAAAUCUAGUGGUGCAAAUGGAAAGCUUAAAGUUAUAUUUCAUGAUUUUCCAGGAGGUGCAGAAGGUUUUGAGCUUAUGUUAAGAUUUUGUUAUAACAAUGGAAAAUCUAAUAUAACUCCUUCAAAUCUUUUACUUGCACACUGUGCUGCUGAAUAUAUGGAAAUGAAUGAAUCUGUCACUAAUGUUUCUAAUUUAUUGGAUCAAACUGAAAAAUCACUUCAAGGGAUUAACUUUUGGACAUGGUCAGAAAUUUUGAUUGGUUUAAAACAAUGUCAGAAUUUACUAGUUGAUGAUUCUUGUGUUAUGCUAGAGAAAUGUUUGGAUACUAUUGUCGGAAGGCUUGUUUUGGCUAGCGAAGCUAGCCCGUGUCCGUCAACUUGUUCUAAUGACAGUUCAUCAGGGAUUCGAUUUUCGUGCGACUCGAAGAGUACUGAGAGUAUUAAGACUAAUUUUGCUCGCUCGACGUGGUGGUUUGAAGAUCUGUUAUUUCUGACUCCUUUGGUGGUUGCCAUGUUGGUUAAGUCGAUGCUUUCGAGUAAAAUGGAUCAUCAUGUUAUCAGUAGGUUUCUUCUUUAUUAUCAGAAGGCGAAAUUCUCGACUGCUAUGACGGACGAGAAGUGCAAGAUCAUAGAAAUGGUGAUAGAUAUGCAUUAUAUUAUGGACCGUAGUUCUGUUUCUUUGAAGACAUUGUUUGGGAUUCUUAGGGUUACUUUGUGUUUGAACAUAAGUAAAUGUGGUAGGAAUAAGUUGGAGAAUAUGAUUGGUUUUCAAUUGGAUCAAGUUACCUUAGAUAAUUUGCUUGUUCCAUCUCCUUAUGGAAUAAACUACUUGUAUGAUGUGAAUCUUGUUCUCAGAUUUUUGAAAGCAUUUCUGCGGCAAGGGACUGGUGCGGUCGCUCCGAUUCGAAUGAAGAAAGUUGCUAGUUUGAUAGAUUUGUAUAUAGCAGAAAUAGCACCUGAUCCUUGUUUAAAAACUUCAAAGUUUUUGGCACUUGCUACAUCUAUUCCUGAUUUUGCUAGAGAUUCUUGUGAUGAGCUCUACCAUGCAAUGGACAUGUAUCUUGAGGUACAUACUCAAUUGUCACAAGAAGAAAAGUUGAAGAUAUGCUGUGGUUUAAAUUAUGAGAAGCUAUCACCUCAAGCAUGCCUACACCUUUCUAAGAACAAAAAGUUUCCAUCAAAAUCAGCAGUUCAGGCUCUCAUAUCUGAACAAUCUAAGCUAAAAAAUUUACUCCAUGCUACUACUACUCCUAUUUCAACUCCAUACAAUGAAUCUCUGUGUGGUUCUAGUAGUGCUUCUCAAAAGGGUAAAAAAGACAAAACAAGUGAACAACUCGUGUUGUAUGCUGGUAAUUUUGAUAUUCAACCUGAUAAUGAGAAACUUAGAGCACAUUUGCAAGGAAUGCAAUGGAGGGUUAUGGAGUUAGAGAAAAUCUGUAGGAAAAUGCAAACUCAGAUGGCUAAGAUGACAAAAUCAAAAGCUUCAGGACAUAGUUAUGCAAAAUCUUUGCCAAAGCUCUGUUCAUGACUCUUGUAUUUUUAUUUUUUAUUUUUAUUUUUAUUUUGUAAUUUUUUUAUAUAUGUACAGCAAAGUUAGUUUUGUGUGUGUUGUAGUUUAUGUUUAGGUGAGGUUGAUUGUCUAAGAACAUUGCUAUUUGAUUGUAUAGUUACUAAAUAAUGGAAGAGUUUGCAAAUCCAUGAA
Molecule: messenger RNA, 2255 nt
Organism: Cicer arietinum (chickpea)
Lineage: Eukaryota; Viridiplantae; Streptophyta; Magnoliopsida; Fabales; Fabaceae
Product: BTB/POZ domain-containing protein At3g22104
Molecular function (GO): protein binding
Source: RefSeq, a predicted model, not a curated record